This is a messenger RNA of Xenopus tropicalis (tropical clawed frog), 1584 nucleotides long. It is a transcript of the gene rbbp7, whose product is annotated as retinoblastoma binding protein 7. The record is from RefSeq and is marked provisional. NCBI's taxonomy places the organism in Eukaryota, Metazoa, Chordata, Amphibia, Anura, Pipidae. Gene Ontology annotation, cellular component: nucleus.
CGGGAAGCUGCAGCAGGACCGGCACAAGCGCGGAACACUGGGUUUUUAGUCACCGCGAGGCCGGCGGCCCUUGCAUCUGCACAGGAGUAGAGAAGAUGGCGAAUAAAGAGAUGUUUGAAGAUACAGUGGAAGAACGUGUCAUCAAUGAAGAGUAUAAGAUAUGGAAAAAAAAUACCCCAUUUCUGUAUGACCUGGUUAUGACCCAUGCACUUGAAUGGCCAAGUCUAACAGUUCAGUGGCUCCCGGAUGUGACUAGACCAGAAGGAAAGGACUAUGCGCUGCACUGGUUGGUCUUAGGUACUCACACUUCAGAUGAACAAAAUCACCUUGUAGUGGCUCGUGUCCAGAUUCCCAAUGACGAUGCCCAGUUUGAUGCCUCACAUUAUGAUAGUGAGAAAGGAGAGUUUGGUGGCUUUGGUUCUGUUAGUGGCAAAAUUGAAACAGAAAUUAAAAUUAACCAUGAAGGAGAGGUGAACCGCGCUCGUUACAUGCCCCAAAAUCCAUGUAUCAUUGCAACUAAAACUCCUUCUGCAGAUGUGCUGGUUUUUGAUUAUACCAAACAUCCUUCUAAACCUGACCCUAGUGGAGAUUGCAGUCCUGAUCUCAGACUUAGAGGACACCAGAAGGAAGGCUAUGGCCUAUCUUGGAACUCAAACCUUAGUGGACACCUUCUCAGUGCAUCAGAUGAUCAUACUGUUUGUUUAUGGGACAUAAGCGCAGGACCAAAAGAAGGCAAGGUAGUUGAUGCAAAAGCCAUCUUUACUGGCCAUUCUGCAGUAGUAGAGGAUGUGGCGUGGCACCUUCUGCACGAAUCCUUAUUUGGCUCUGUUGCAGAUGAUCAGAAGCUUAUGAUCUGGGACACAAGGUCAAAUACCACUUCUAAACCCAGCCAUUCAGUGGAUGCGCAUACUGCUGAGGUCAAUUGCUUGUCCUUCAAUCCAUACAGCGAGUUCAUUUUGGCCACAGGUUCUGCGGAUAAGACUGUAGCUCUUUGGGAUCUCAGGAAUUUAAAGCUGAAGCUCCAUUCCUUCGAAUCUCAUAAGGAUGAAAUUUUCCAGGUUCACUGGUCUCCUCAUAAUGAAACUAUUUUAGCUUCCAGCGGUACAGAUCGAAGACUUAAUGUCUGGGAUUUAAGUAAAAUUGGAGAAGAGCAGUCAGCAGAAGAUGCUGAGGAUGGACCUCCUGAGCUUUUGUUUAUACAUGGAGGGCACACAGCAAAAAUCUCUGACUUCAGCUGGAACCCAAAUGAACCAUGGGUGAUAUGUUCAGUGUCUGAAGAUAACAUCAUGCAAAUAUGGCAGAUGGCUGAAAAUAUUUACAAUGAUGAAGAACCUGACAUACCAGCUUCUGAGCUAGAAGCUCAAGGAUCAUAGAUCUUUUUCCUUUUUCUUAUUCACACUCACUAUUGCAGAUGCUGCCACAUUUGUGACGUGGUUAAUGUUUGUGUAAGUUAAUUUGCAAUUCUGAGUACAUGUAUUGACAUUUUCUUUGUAAAUUGUAUUGUAAUAUUCUUGCUCUUUGUAUUGGAUACCUGGGGGACUCGCUGAAGCGGCUGAUGGAAUAAAAAAAAAAAAUUAAUAACAA